AUGCCCACCAAACAAGGGUCAGGGUCAAAACCUCCUCCAAAGGAGAAAGCAAGCAAAAAGGCCAAGUCACUAGUAUGUAAAGUCUGCGAAGAUGAAGUCACUGACCAGUCAAAGACCAAAGACUCAAUCUUCUGUGAGGGCAUGUGCGAUGGCUGGAUCCACAGAUACUGUGCGGGACUGUCUACUACAGCAUUUCUUCACUUUCAAGCCUCAAGCGAGCCCUUUAUCUGUCCACACUGUAAGCUUCUCACUCAGGGGGAACAGCUAUCAAACAUGAUGCAAGUGAUAAAUGCCUUACAAUUGGAAAUUGCAGAACUGAAACUCAACAACACCUCGGCCCCUGCCAUAGACAUUCCAUACACUGAAGUGCUACAAACUCAGGUCUCCACAGAGCCUCCCAGACAGGAAACUAGACCCACUACUGUCAAAAGCACAGAGGACCGCAAAUUUAAUGUUGUGGUCUACGGUCUAAAGGAAUGCGAAGAGGGAACAAAAAGACAUGAAAGGCUAAACAAGGACACUGAGUCAGCAGUCACAGCCCUAAAACCAACAAACCCAAAUGUGAGUGAUAAUUCUAUCAAAGACUGCAUAAGGUUGGGAAAGUACGACACAAAAAGAACCAGACCUAGACCCUUAUUAGUAAAACUGUCGAAUGCUAGAGACCCACUACUGAUCUUGACAAACAGGUUCAAGCUCGCAGCAACACCAGACAUAUCAGUAAAACCUGAUAUGACCAAGGAGGAGCGAUCAAUAGAAUCAAUUCUACUUAAAGAACGCAGAAGGUUGAUAAACCUUGGUACAGAUAGCAAAACAAUCAAGAUCCGUGGCAAAAGUCUACUCAUCAGUAACAAAAGACAGGGUUACGUAGAAAACAUGGAAUUCCACAACAUAGAACCCUUACUUGAAAACAAUCAGCCCAUACAGCCCAUACAAUCUGACUCAGGGGACGACCAACCCUCCGAGCCAGACUCAAACUGA
Messenger RNA from Halichondria panicea, 978 nucleotides. RefSeq lists its product as uncharacterized. NCBI's taxonomy places the organism in Eukaryota, Metazoa, Porifera, Demospongiae, Suberitida, Halichondriidae. The record is from RefSeq and is a predicted model, not a curated record. The transcript has a single exon. The coding region runs from base 1 to 978 and encodes 325 amino acids.